This is a messenger RNA of Papilio xuthus (Asian swallowtail), 2185 nucleotides long. It is a transcript of the gene Muc91C, whose product is annotated as Mucin 91C. Gene Ontology annotation, biological process: positive regulation of transcription by RNA polymerase II. The transcript is spliced from 4 exons. The record is from RefSeq and is a predicted model, not a curated record. The coding region runs from base 134 to 1900 and encodes 588 amino acids. Gene Ontology annotation, cellular component: RNA polymerase II transcription regulator complex. Gene Ontology annotation, molecular function: transcription coactivator activity. Lineage: Eukaryota; Metazoa; Arthropoda; Insecta; Lepidoptera; Papilionidae.
GCGCCGGCGCAGACGUCGCCGUGAUAUUUUCCGCGCAAAGUUUGACAGUUUGUGUAUUUACUCUGUGCGUAUUUAAACACGAUAUACGGACUCUGAUUGAUUUUUUUGAUCUAAGCCGAGAAAGAUUUUCAAAAUGACUUUUAUAAAGUCGCUGUUGUUUGCCGGACUCCUUGCGGCUGUGGUGAGCACCAGCACGGCGCGGAAACACUACAAGCGAGAUGCACCUCUGAGUUCUUCGUACCUACCACCGUCAAGCGGUGGCGGCAGACCGUCCUCUUCAUACGGCGCCCCUCGGCCUUCGAGCAGCUACGGGUCACCCAAGCCAUCUUCAAGCUACGGACCUCCGAAGCCAUCAUCAAGUUAUGGGCCACCGAGACCUUCGUCUAGCUACGGCGCACCAUCAUCGAGCUACGGCGCCCCAGCACCAAAGCCAUCUUCUAGUUACGGAGCCCCAUCGUCGAGCUACGGAGCUCCGGCACCCAAACCGUCAUCUAGUUACGGAGCCCCAUCGUCCAGUUACGGUGCUCCCGCGCCCAAACCGUCGUCUAGCUACGGUCCCCCAUCGUCGAGCUACGGAGCUCCGGCACCUAAACCGUCAUCCAGUUACGGACCGCCGUCGUCAAGCUAUGGUGCUCCCGCGCCUAAACCAUCAUCUAGUUACGGGGCUCCUUCGUCGAGUUAUGGAGCACCUGCAUCAAAACCAUCUUCCAGUUAUGGUGCCCCGUCUUCUAGUUAUGGUGCACCAGCUCCAUCCAGCUCAUACGGCGCUCCAUCGUCAAGUUAUGGAGCUCCUUCGUCAUCCUCACAUGGCGGUUCAGCUCCAUCGAGCUCAUACGGUGCUCCCUCAUCCGGUUCCCAGGGUUUCUCUGUGCCAUCCAGCUCAUAUGGUGCUCCUUCAUCUAGUUACGGAGCCCCAUCAUCGAGUUCACAUUCAGUACCGUCGAGCUCCUAUGGAGCGCCGUCUUCUAGUUACGGACCACCAUCGUCGGGAUCUCACGGCAGUUCAGCUCCAUCCAGUUCGUACGGUGCACCGUCUUCUAGUUACGGAGCCCCGUCUUCAGGGUCUCACGGUGGAUCUGCCCUAUCGAGUUCGUACAGUCCUCCUUCUACCAGUUACGGCACCCCCGCAAAACCUCCGGCGACUAGCUAUGGUGUACCCACCGGACCGUCGACAAGCUACGGUGCGCCGAAGCCUUCAAGUUCUUACGGCACACCAUCUAGCUCAUAUGGCACUCCCUCUAUUGGUCACGGCGGCGGCGGCUUCAGCAGCAGCGGUGGCAGUGCCUUCGGAAGUAGCGGCUUCGGCGGCAGUAGUUUCGGCGGCAGUGGCCCAUCCUCCGGCUACGGCGCCCCAUCCGUUUCGGCACCUUCUUCAAGUUAUGGUCCACCUUCUACUUCCUACGGUACUCCAUCGAACAGCUAUAGUACUUCUAGCUCCGGACACUCUUCUGGAGGUCACGGCUCCGGCGGGUACUCCACUGGUGGGUCGGGAGGAUUUUCCGCCGGUGGAUCUAGUUCCGGUGGUCACUCCUCUAGCGGGCACGGAUCCGGAGGCUACUCAUACAGCGGUGCUGGCGGAUACUCGUCGGACGGGGCUGGGAGCUAUUCUUCCAGUGGCGCAGGAAGCUUCUCAUCGGGUGGAUCGGGCGGUUACUCAACGUCCGGCGCGGGAAGCUACUCGGCGAGCGGCGCGGGCGGCUACACUUCCGGCGGAGCUAGCGGGGCCGGCGGCUACGCUUCAGCAGGCUCCGGCGGGUACUCGUCGGGAGGGUCCUCGACCGGCGGCGGGUACAGUAGUGGCGGGGCGGGCCACGGGGGCGCUUCCGGCGGCGGUUACUCCAGCGGCGUGCCGGCCACCAUCAACCAAAGCUACGAUUCAAACGGCGGUUACGUGUAUUAAGGAAACAUUUAGGUAUUUUUAAACUAUAAAUGGAACAGUCAAUUAUUUAUCAUGUAAUGUUACCGUGCUUGUGGACAUAGAUUGCCAUUUAAAGCAAAAAAACAAUACUAAGGCUCAUUGGAGGCAGGCAGAUUAAAAGCAAUAUUAAAGCAGCAAAUGUGUAAGAGUACAACAUUGUAAACAAGUAUUAUCAUUAUUCGACAUAGACAUGUUGUGUACACGCAGUGCGGCGGCCAUGCGUAUGUGUGUGUAUCUACUCUGUCAGCCUCCCCUCGCCCUUCACCC